AUGCAACUCUUACCGUUUACCUUAGUCUGCCACCAUACCACACUCUCACUCACCACUUCCACCAGCACAACCGCAACCGCCGUUCUCAUCCCACCGCUCACUCCGUCGCAUCUCAUCCCAUCCAUGCCCCUACCCUCUCUCCAAUCCAAACCUGUCCAAACGUAUUCGCUGGCCCACCCUGGCCAAGUCCCCGUUCCAGUUCCCAGUGUUCCAGUUCAAGUUCCGGGGGUCGUCAGACAAGAGAGGGUGUGUAUCUACGCCCUGUGUGUAUGGAGGUGUACGUGUGUGUGUGAAUGCUCGUGUGGUAAGAUAGUGCGCGUGUGUGUGUGUGUGUGUGUGUGUGUGAGUGAAGCUCUGUCUCGUUGUCUCUGA
Molecule: messenger RNA, 372 nt
Organism: Colletotrichum paranaense
Lineage: Eukaryota; Fungi; Ascomycota; Sordariomycetes; Glomerellales; Glomerellaceae
Exons: 2
Coding region: 1-372 (123 amino acids)
Source: RefSeq, a predicted model, not a curated record